AUACUGAUGAAUACAGACCACCUGUUUGGAAAUCUUACUUAUAUCAGUUGCAACAGGAAGCUCCCCACCCUAGAAGGAUAACCUGCACUCGUGAGGUAGAGAACAGACCCAAAUAUUAUGGAAGAGAAUUCCAUGGGAUGAUCUCAAGGGAGGAAGCUGACCAAUUACUAAGUGUGGCAGAGGGAAGCUAUCUCAUUCGUGAAAGCCAAAGGCAACCUGGAACCUACACUUUGGCAUUAAGAUUUGGAAAUCAAACCAGAAACUUCAGACUCUACUACGAUGGAAAGCACUUUGUUGGGGAGAAACGUUUUGAGUCCAUCCAUGACCUCGUGACAGAUGGAUUGAUUACUCUUUAUAUUGAAACGAAGGCAGCUGAAUACAUUGCCAAGAUGACAAUAAAUCCAAUUUAUGAACAUGUAGGAUAUACAACUUUAAACAGAGAGCCAGCACACAAAAGACUUAUGCCAACCCUGAGAGAUGAACAUGAUGGCAAAGAGUCUACAGGAGAGGAUGAGGUAGCAGAAAAAAGG
This is a messenger RNA of Merops nubicus (carmine bee-eater), 530 nucleotides long. RefSeq names its product N-chimaerin-like. Lineage: Eukaryota; Metazoa; Chordata; Aves; Coraciiformes; Meropidae. The annotation marks the transcript as partial. The transcript has 5 exons. Gene Ontology annotation, biological process: ephrin receptor signaling pathway; regulation of GTPase activity. The record is from RefSeq and is a predicted model, not a curated record. Gene Ontology annotation, molecular function: GTPase activator activity; ephrin receptor binding.